AAUUCCGCCCCCCGCGGCACUUCCGGUUGCCGGUGUGCUGCGGUGUUUGGGGCCCGGGCGGUGCCUGGAGCUGCCGGGACCAUGUCGGACACAUGGAGCUCCAUCCAGGCCCACAAGAAGCAGCUGGACUCGCUGCGGGAGCGGCUGCAGCGGCGGCGGAAGCAGGACCCGUUGGACCCGCGCAACCCGGAGCUGGCGCUGACGCCGCCCUUCCGCAGCGACAGCCCCGUGCUCGCCACCGCGCCCGCACCCAGCGCCGCCGCCGGCACCCGCGACCGCGACCUGGCCACCGACCCCGAGCUGGAGAAGAAGCUGCUGCACCACCUGGCCGACCUGGGGCUGGCUCUGCCCACCGACGCCGUCGCCAUCUGCCUGGCCAUCUCCACGCCAGAGGCCCCGGCCACGCCGCGCAGCGUGGAGAGCCUGCUGCAGAAGUUUGCCGCGCAGGAGCUGAUUGAGGUGCGCCGGGGGCUGCUGCAGGACGACGAGGAGCAGCCCACGCUGGUCACCUACGCGGACCACUCCAAGCUCUCGGCCAUGAUAGGUGCCGUGGCCGAGCGCCGGGGCCCUGCUGAGGCCGGGGCCGCCAAGCGCCGCGCGGACCAGGAGGGCGGGGGCGCUGUCUCCUCCCCGGCCGGUGCCACCCCCAGUGCCACAACCAGCGCAGAGCCUGCCAAGGAGCCAGCCAAGAAAUCCCGGAAGCAGGCGUCAGACCUGGACCUGGAGAUCGAGAGCCUGCUCAGCCAGCAGUCCACCAAGGAGCAGCAGAGCAAGAAGGUGAGCCAGGAAAUCCUGGAGCUGCUGAACACCACCACGGCCAAGGAGCAGUCGAUUGUAGAGAAGUUCCGGUCGCGCGGCCGGGCCCAGGUGCAGGAGUUCUGCGACUACGGCACCAAGGAGGAGUGCGUGAAAGCCACGGGCGCCGAGCGGCCCUGUCGCAAGCUGCACUUCCGGCGCAUCAUCAACAAGCACACGGACGAGUCGCUGGGCGACUGCUCCUUCCUCAACACCUGCUUCCACAUGGACACCUGCAAGUACGUGCACUACGAGAUCGACGCCUGCGCUGACCCUGGUGCCCCUGGCACCCGCGACCACAACCCCGGCCAGGAGCUGGCCCUGCCGCAAGCUGUGGGUGGCGACGCCAGCGCUGACCGUCUCUUCCCACCCCAGUGGAUCUGCUGCGACAUCCGAUACCUGGACGUGAGCAUCCUGGGGAAGUUUGCAGUAGUGAUGGCUGACCCGCCCUGGGACAUCCACAUGGAGUUGCCCUAUGGGACGCUAACUGACGAUGAAAUGCGGCGCCUCAACAUCCCCGUGCUACAGGACGAGGGCUUCCUCUUCCUCUGGGUCACUGGGAGGGCCAUGGAGUUAGGGCGCGAGUGCCUCAACCUCUGGGGGUAUGAGCGGGUAGACGAGAUCAUCUGGGUGAAAACCAACCAGCUGCAGCGGAUUAUCCGCACAGGGCGUACGGGGCACUGGCUCAACCAUGGCAAGGAGCACUGCCUGGUCGGGGUCAAGGGGAACCCCCAGGGCUUCAACCGGGGCCUGGACUGCGAUGUCAUUGUAGCAGAGGUCCGCUCCACCAGCCACAAGCCCGACGAGAUCUACGGCAUGAUCGAGCGCCUGUCACCUGGCACCCGCAAGAUUGAGCUCUUUGGGCGGCCCCACAACGUCCAGCCCAACUGGAUCACCUUGGGGAACCAGCUGGAUGGCAUCCACUUGCUGGACCCAGACGUGGUAGCCCAGUUCAAGCAACGCUACCCCGACGGUGUCAUCUCGAAGCCUAAGAACAUGUAGGGGACUGAAGGGGGAACCUUGCUCGUGGGGACUGUUUUGUAAUAAAAGAGAGGAUGGAAAGAG
Molecule: messenger RNA, 1860 nt
Organism: Alligator mississippiensis (American alligator)
Lineage: Eukaryota; Metazoa; Chordata; Crocodylia; Alligatoridae
Gene: METTL3
Product: methyltransferase 3, N6-adenosine-methyltransferase complex catalytic subunit
Exons: 11
Coding region: 82-1797 (571 amino acids)
Cellular component (GO): nucleus; RNA N6-methyladenosine methyltransferase complex
Molecular function (GO): mRNA (2'-O-methyladenosine-N6-)-methyltransferase activity; mRNA m(6)A methyltransferase activity
Source: RefSeq, a predicted model, not a curated record